This is a messenger RNA of Arabis nemorensis, 858 nucleotides long. The record is from the annotation of a GenBank genome assembly. Lineage: Eukaryota; Viridiplantae; Streptophyta; Magnoliopsida; Brassicales; Brassicaceae.
AUGACUUCGAAAGCCCGUGCAGACAUACAUAAAUACCUCCCAGCUCUGAGAAAAUUGGACUCCACGUUAAUUGAGACACUUGACUCUAUGGUAAACACAGAGUUUUGGUAUUCAGAAGUGGGUCUUAAGUCAAAGAGAAAGAACGAAAACACAAGAGAGUGCAAAAGAUGGUGGCUUCCAUCUCCUAAGGUUCCCAAAGAGGGCUUAUCUAGUUCAGUAAGAAAUAACUUGUUUGAGAAAGGCAAUGUUGUUUAUCAAAUCUUCAAAGCUACGAAAUCGAUGAACGAGACCGUGCUUCUUGAUAUGCCAAUACCUACUAUUAUCAAGGAUUCAUUACCAAAAAUGUUGUCUUCAGAGUCUGCUUCUAUAGAUGAAAUCUUUGCGUCUCUUAGGCUUGUAACCGAACAUGCUGCUCUCGAGACAGUUAAUAGGUUAGAAGCAGCUAUCUAUGCAUGGAAAGAGAAGACUACAGAACAAGGAAGCAGUGAGCAGAGAGGCUUAAUUAAUGAUCAGAUUAAAUCCAAAUACCCUAAUCUUCCUCAGUCAUUUCUUGAUGCCACAAAGAUUCAAUAUGGCAAGGAUAUUGGCCAUGCAAUUCCUGAGGCGUAUUCCCGGAUUCUUGCGAGUUUGGCGUUUCGCAUUUUGUCCAGGAUCGAAGAAAUCUUGCAAGAAGAUUCUCUAAGCAACAACCCUAGUUCUCCUACAACACCAAGCUGCUCCCUUGGCUCCAAGAACCUCUUUAGAACCACAGAGAGGCUCCUGAUCUCGUCCCGCUUAAGGCAUUCCCUUAUUCACGACAUGAACAAAGCCAAUGAUGGUACAACAGAUCCUAAAGACAGCAGUUACUCUUUGAUGUAA